AUGGAAGAAGAAAGCAGCACCAGAACACAAGGAUGUAUCAUGAAUUCUCCUGCACCGGCUCCGGCAUCGUCUUACCGGGGGGUUCGGAAGCGAAAAUGGGGCAAAUGGGUGUCGGAAAUCCGUGAGCCUGGUAAGAAGACUCGGGUAUGGUUGGGAAGCUACGAGGAGCCUGAAAUGGCGGCGGCUGCUUAUGAUGUUGCGGCCUCACACUUCCGAGGGCGGUCGGCUCGGCUUAACUUUCCUGAGUUCGGCGGUGUGUUUCCGCGGCCAGCGAGCUCACGAGCAGAGGACGUCCGGUUUGCAGCUCAACAAGCAGCAUUGAUGAUGAGGAGACCGUUGGGAUGUCAAUCAUCAAGAAGGGAGGCCGAGGGCGGCGGCAGCGGCGGCCUAGCUCCGGCGACCACGGUGGGGCUGUCGGAAAGUCAGAUUCAGGCAAUCAAUGAGUGGCCAUUGGAUUCACCAAAGAUGUGGAUGCAAAUGGCUGAAGCUCUCAUGUCUGCUGGGUUUGAUGAGUCUAUGGCAUUAUAUAAUAAUUACGAUGAGGAUGGCUUAUUGGAAUUAACAAGCUGGGAAGAAAUCGAGGAUGAUUCUAUAUGGGAUUUCUAA
Messenger RNA from Neltuma alba, 606 nucleotides. Its product is annotated as ethylene-responsive transcription factor ERF022-like. Bases 1 to 606 code for a protein of 201 amino acids. Lineage: Eukaryota; Viridiplantae; Streptophyta; Magnoliopsida; Fabales; Fabaceae. Gene Ontology annotation, molecular function: DNA binding; DNA-binding transcription factor activity. The record is from RefSeq and is a predicted model, not a curated record. The transcript has a single exon. Gene Ontology annotation, biological process: regulation of DNA-templated transcription.